Molecule: messenger RNA, 2844 nt
Organism: Oryzias latipes (Japanese medaka)
Lineage: Eukaryota; Metazoa; Chordata; Actinopteri; Beloniformes; Adrianichthyidae
Source: RefSeq, a predicted model, not a curated record
GAGAGAGAGAGAGACGUUUCCAUCCGAACCGAUCCGUUUCUGCAGAGCCCGUCGCUUCUUGCUUUGGUGCGGCUCGCUAUUGUUCCAAACUGUGGGAGGGAACCGGGAAAAGAGGGAAAGAAAGAAGAAAGAAAAGGUUCCAGCUUCUUCCUGACGCGCAUCCAUAUUUGGAUGCUCCGCAUCCGCCGCUCUCGGCGCCUCCUUCCCGGUCAACUUCUCCCGGUUUCUCCUCCUGGACUUGAAGUGCGUGAUGAAUAGUUUGGGGGCACCCUCCGUCCGCGCGCCUCUGGAAUGGUGGGGAUUACACCGUCUGGCGCUGGGGAGCCUGUGAACGCAAAUGGAGUUUGGGAUUUACUGCCAAAUAAGGGAAAGAUGACCGUCUUCUCGUUGUGCUUGCUCCUGUGCGCGGAUCUGCUGGAUUUCGCCGUCGGUUAUUUGACAGUUACCAUAGAGCCUUUGCCCCCCGUGGUUGUGGGCGAGACUGUUACUCUCAAAUGCAACUUCAAAACUGACGGCCGGCUGCGAGAAAUUGUUUGGUACAGGGUGACAGAUGGAGGUACCAUCAAGCAGAAAAUAUUCACGUAUGAUGCAAUGUUUAAUACCAACUACUCACAUAUGGAGGACUACCGCAAACGUGAAGACUUGGUGUACCAGUCAACCGUCCGGCUGCCAGAGGUCCGGAUCUCAGACAACGGGCCUUACGAGUGCCAUGUGGGCAUCUAUGACCGGGCGACCAGGGAGAAGGUGGUCCUGGCUUCAGGGAAUGUUUUUCUUACCGUUAUGUCACCUCCAAACAACAUAUCAGUGAUGGCAGAGAACUCUGUGUACUUCAAACGUGAUGGAGAACUAAUAGAAGUGAUUUCCUAUGUUCAGCCCUCCACCAGUGAGCAGGGGGGCACCUCGGCGGGGGUGAGGGGGGCCCGGCCGCUGAUCAGCAGGGACCUGGACGACACCAAACUCCACCGUUCCCUGUCACUUCUGGACCCAGAGGGGCGGUCGGCCCGCCUGUACACGGAAACCCCCCAGCGUUUCCACACACAGGGCCAGCAGGCCUACCAGCCCAGCCCCGCCACAGAGACCAUCCCAGAGACGGUGGUGAGCCGCGAGUUUCCCAGAUGGGUGCACAGCACGGACCCUCUGUACUACUUCAGCCACAUACAUGUCCCCCAGAGCGAUGGCUCUGUGGUGGUGCAGGCCAAGCUCACCUGGACCCUCAACCCCCAGCUAGACAACGACGCUCUGUUCAGCUGCGAAGUCAAGCACCCGGCGCUGUCCAUGCCCAUGCAAACAGAGGUCACGCUAGCUGCUCCAAAGGGUCCCAAACUCUCGAUGACCCCAACCAGGGCAAAGGUAGGGGAUACGGUGCGGAUCAUCGUGCAGGGAUUCCAGAAUGAGGUUUUCCCAGAGCCUCUCUUAACCUGGACGCAGGUGGGGGGCCAUAUGCUGGAUGGCAGCACGGAGCGCGAGGGAAGGGAGCUGGUUCUUGAAAGAGUGCCGGCGGAACUGAACGGCUCCAUGUAUCGCUGCACCGCACAGAAUCCUCUGGGUUCCACAGAUACGCACAUUCGCCUCAUAGUCUUUGAAAAUCCAAGCAUGAUGAAAAGGAAUCAGAACAAUGAAGCCACACCCACUCGUGCGCUCGGACUGACGUGGAUCGCCGUCGUCUUCACAGUGACGGUGGAGCUGACGUGAAAACCCCCCUUCUGCACACAUUUACAUAAACACACACACGGCCCACCGCCCUGAGCCUUCUACAGUCAUCAACAGACCCUCCAUGAGUCCUUCAACCAGGAAACAGCGCCACCACAUGGCGGCGUCACAUCGUUUGUUUGUUUUUUUUUUAAACAAAAUAAUAAUCAAGGAUAAUGUCAAAGAACUCUGUGAUGAACACGAUGGUAACCUCUUCCUGCUAUAUAGCCCCCACUCUCUUACCCUUUAUUGUUUCCUGACCCACAUAUGCCUGUUGAUUAAAGAAAAUCUGUUGGUUUAAAAGGAAGGAAAAAAAAGAAUUUGUAUUUUAUUUUGAUAAGUCUCCGUGUUAUUAGUGUUGAUUGAAACCUAAAAAAAAAGGAACUGGCUUCGACGGCGCCUCCCCAUCAGCCACUCCCAUCUGUCACAUGUCCUAGGAUGCACCAGAUUAGCGACAAGCUGAUAAACCACAGGAGAACAGACCCACAGAUGCUUCAAGGCGACCUUCUUUUUUAAUAUUUUAAUAUCUUUUUUUUUUCUUUUUUUUUGAUGGCUUAGAAUGUACAACAAGAUUUAACUGGAUUGAGAAAACCUGGACAAAUCUCAUUUUUGAGUGUAUUUUGUGUACAUCUGUGUAAAUACUGAAAAAUAAUUAAAGAGGUUAUAUGGGGUUAUGGUGAGGGGCGGUUAUGAAACUGUCAGGAGUUCACACUUCUUCACCUUUAUUUGUACGUCAGUCAACUCUGUUUUUUGAGAUAUCCUCGGCUGUGAGGUUGGAAACAUUUAUUGUCCUUCUGUUUCUUGCUUAGAACUUUUCUAUCUGUACGACAGGUCUCCAAGAACAGAGUUUGAAAAAAAAAAAUCUACCAUAUGUCUACUGUUUUGGGAUUGUGGUGCAUGUGAGGUUUGAAGAUGAUUUCUCCUUUUGGUGUGUUGCAACUGACAGCACUGCAACUCUUUGUCACUAGCCUGUAAUCCAGCUAUUUACCUGUAAGCUACAUUGUGUACAACACUGACUCUUCCCCAGACGUUUGCAGUUGGAGUUGGAUCAUUUUAGCCGCCGUUCCGAUGAGGAGCUCACCUGAGGCAGCUUGUGUAAACAGGGUUGUUGCAUUUGUUUCAUAUCACCUGCAUUAAAAUGAAGAGAUCCUAAAA